ACCAACCGUCAGACCAAGCCGUGGUUUUCAGCCAGCCAAGGUCAAGCCGUGCUUGUAUCCCAAUGAUAGCCAUUUGAACGCGGUACCGGUACUGUAUUGGUGGCCGUCAUGCCGGGCACGCAUCGCUAUUUAGACUCCUCUUCCUCCCUCCAUUUUGACUCCUCCCCACCCCUUUCUCCACACCCUUCCCCCUCAUAUUCCCCUACCCCUUACAACCCUUCUCUCCCUCUCAGCUCUAGGUGCAUCAGAGGCCUAUUUUCCCGGUCCUCUUUCGUGAAUCUCCCUACACUUCGCCAUGGCUCGUCUUUCGCUCUUCGUUGUUUUGGGUCUGGUGACUUCCGUCUUUGCUCAGAAUUGUGGCCCUACCCAUGGGGGUCAGAUUUGUGCUGCUGGUACCUGCUGUAGUCAGUACGGAUGGUUUGUUUUCCCUACUCUUGACAAUAUAUCUUUUCCUCUUUUACUUCUACAGUUGCUAAAUAAUAGUCUAAGGUGUGAUACGAGUCCCGCCCACUGUGACCCUGCUACCUGUCUGAAGGCAUAUAGUGGUGCCGGUUCCUCAUGUGCCGUAAGAGAUAUUCAUGCUUUUAAUGUCCGUGGGCUCUUCUAACCAACCGGAUUUGUGGAAUUAGAGUUCCGGCGGUGGCGGUACCACAACAACAAGCGGUGGAUCCUUUCCCUCCACGGUCCCGUCAAUUGAUGUCUGCGGUUCGGGUUCGGGCGGUAUUACGUGCCCUGGUGCCGGCUCCGGAGGAUUUUAUUACCGUUGCUGUGUAUGUUCACGAUCGCGCUCGUUUGCCCUAAUAGUGUCUCGCUUGCUGACAACCUUCCUGGGAUAGUCCGUCAAUGGUCACUGCGGGCCUAAGAACGGGGUAAGAUAGAGUUGCCCUGCAUCCGAUCCACGUGCAGGGAGCUGAUAGUAAAUUUGAUACAGGAACAAGCUCAAUCCGAUUACUGUGGUGCUGGUUGUCAGCCCGGCUUUGGUGUUUGCGACCAACGCUCGGUUCCGGCCCCUCCACCUCCACCACAGGGCACCGCUGGCGCUGAGCAGAACUGUGGCCCCAUUGUGAACAAGAGGUGUGCGACUGGCUUGUGUUGUUCUGGAUGUGAGUGCCGCCGACACCUUUAACUCCUAUGCACGAUACUGAUGAUGGUUUUAGCCAACUUCUGUGGAACUGGUCCUGAUUUCUGCGGUGCUGCGUGAGUUCCCCUACCCCUACCCUAACUCCCAAAUGUAUCAUCCCACUAACGGAAAAAUUAGUAAUUGGUGCCAGGUUGACUGGGGACAUUGUGAGCGGUAAAUUUUCUCGAACAUCUGAAGGGUUAUUAAUAAGGCUCGCGGCAUUUUUUUCUUUUCUUCUCUCUCACCUGUCUUUCCUUUUUGUGCCGUAUACACGAGGCAGAGGGGCAAAAAAAAAAGUUCCAUGACCCCAGACCCAUCAUCUGAUUGCAUGCACUAGAUAUUUUAAUCAUAAUUUCUCGGACAAG
Messenger RNA from Tuber aestivum (summer truffle), 1485 nucleotides. Lineage: Eukaryota; Fungi; Ascomycota; Pezizomycetes; Pezizales; Tuberaceae. The record is from the annotation of a GenBank genome assembly.